AUGAGGAAGGACAACACAGAGUCACUAGAGAGCGCCCUCAUCAGCCUAGAGGAGGAACAGCAAAGGUGCGUUAACAUCCGCGCAUCCCGUCUGUUCGCCGGCCUCAUACCACAUUUCACCGCGUCCAGGGCAUCAGGCUUGACUCAGACGGCGUCUGCUCUGAGGGCGCGCCUCGGCCAAUCGGAGCGGGCAAACGAGAUCCUGAGAGAUGACGUCCGCGAGCUGAAGCGUGAUUUGACCGGAGCGCUGGAGGAGGCGGAGCGCCGGGCCGAGCGCUGGCGGAUAGAGCGAGAGCGUGCGUCCACUAAGAUGACGCGCCAUCGGGAGCAGCUGUGGUGCAUAUGGCGAUGCGUGAUGGCACUCCGGCAGCACUGUCGCACCGUCAGAACCGCCGCGGACAGAGAUCUUUUGGAGAUGAAGGCGGAGCUGUCCCGUCUGUCCCUGUGUCUACAGUCCAGCUGCGACUCGGCAUCAUUGCGCCUCAUCAAAAUUGGGCGGCGGGCCCUGCCUCUUGCCGCCUCAUCUUCAUCGGCCUCCUCCAGUCUGGGGACCUUCAUGGUGGAUGAUCUGCUGGAUCCCGAGUCGGACCGCAGGACAUCGGAGAACGAGGGCCUGGCAGAGGCGGUGGCGGAGGCGGUUGACAAGCUGUGUGCAGCGUUGAACGUGAGCGCCCCCGUCGGUCGGGACGCAUCCGGCCUCCUGUCAGUCCUCUCGCAGACGGAGAGUGCCCUGCACUGGAAGCAGCGGGAAUUGCAGAGGGCGGAGCUUAGUGUCAGGCAGUUGGCCGGGGAAAAAGCGCUGCUGCAGACGCGAGUGGAAAAACUGCAGGAGGACAAACGCAAAGAAGACCCAAACAUGCCCACGCUUACCGGACAGCCAAAGGCCACUUCUCCACAACUGGAGGUGGCGUUACACAAGCAAGAGGCGGCACUACGCCUGAAGGAGGAAGAACUCCGUAAGGCAGAAGAAGAGCUUCGCAGCGAGGACGCCAAGCUACAGAGGACAAAGGAGGAGAUGCUCACCAAGGAGGCAAGGCUUCACAAGCGGGACGAGGAGCUGCAGCAAGCAGAGGAGCAGCAAAGGAAGAGAGAGGAGGAGCUGUGUAGGAAGGAGGAGGAGCUACACAAAGGAGAGGAGCGUUUACAAAAGGGCAGCAAGGAGGUGCACAGGAAGGAGGAGGAGCUGCAGAGCAGAGAGAUGGAGAUCAAAAAGAGCCAAGAGGAGGCGCAGAAAGAGGAGGAAGUGUUACACAAAAGAGAAAAGGACGUGCACAGGAAGGAGGAGGAGCUAAAGAGUAGAGAGAUGGAAUUGAAAAAGAGCCAGGAGGAGGUGCAGAAACAGGAGGAAGUGUUGCACAGAAGAGAAAAGGAGGCGCAGAAAGAGGAAGAAGCGUUACACAGAAGAGAAAAGGAGGUCCACAGGAAUGAGGAGGAGCUAAAGACCAGAGAGAUGGAAAUGAAAAAGAGCCAAGAGGAGGUGCAGAAAGAGAAGGAAGAGGUGCACAGGAAGGAGGAGGACCUAGAGAGCAGAGAAAUUGAGAUGAAAAAGAGCCAAGAGGAGGCGCAGAAAGAGGAGGAAGUAUUACACAAAAGAGAAAAAGAGAUGCACAGGAAGGAGGAGGACCUGAAGACCAGAGAGACUGACAUGAAAAAGAGCCUAGAGGAGGCGCAGAAACGGGAGGAAGUGUUACACAUAAGAGAAAAGGAGAUGAAAAAGAGCCAAGAGGAGGCGCAGAAAGAGGAUGAAGUGUUACACAGAAGAGAAAAGGAGGUGCGCAGGAAGGAGGAAGAGCUAAAGAGCAGAGAGAUGGAAAUGGAAAGGAGCCAAGAGGAGGUGCAGAAAGAGAAGGAAGUGUUACACAAAAGAGAAAAGGAGGUGCAGAUGCGGCAGGAAGAACUGCAGACCAGAGAGGAGGAGGUUCAGAAAAGUUUCCAGGCCGAGCUGCGGCAAAGAGAAGCCGAAGUCCGAGACAUCACGGAGUCGCUGGAGAGGUCUGAGCAGGCCUUGCAGAGGGCAGAAGAAGAAGCCGCUCAAGCCAAAGACGCCCUUCUCAAGCGCUCCUCCCAACACGCCUCAGUGUUGCGGGAGCUACAGGAGGCGCGAGAGCAGCUGACGCCGGCAGCCGAGGAGGUGGCCAGGAUAGAGCGAGCACACGACAGACAGCGCAGAGAGAACGAAGAGCUGUGCCGGCAGCUGGAGCUUCUCCGGCAAGAGGCGCGGCAGCUUGGGGCUAGCCGCGCUUCGCUGCUGGAGAAGCUGGAAGAGCAGCGGAUGCUGGCGUCGCAGGCUGACGUGGAUCGCAGCCACCUCGGCGCUCGCGUGGGAGCCCUGCAGGAGGCCAAGGAGGCGCUCACAGGUGAGCUCCGGUGUACCAAGGAAGAGCUGAACAGGGUCACCUCCCAAAAGGAGGAUGCCUGGAAAGUGGAGAAGGAGCUGCUCUGGAAGGAUUUGCAAACCAAAAACGAGGAGGCACAGACCUUGAGUAAGCGCGUCAUAGACCUACAAGAGGAAAUAAAGGAACGGGAGGAGGCUGCCUCCAAGGAGAAGAAAGCUCUGCUGGCAGAAGGAGAAAGGAAGCAUAAAGAGGAGGCGGCAAAGAGAGAGGAGUUUGACACACUGAGGAACCGUGUGGACGCAUUACUUAACGAAAUGAAGGAGCGAGAUGAGGAGCUGGAGCAACUCAAGAAGGAGUUGGGAACAAAAGAUGGGGAUGUGGUGACGCUCAGUGUACGGGUAGAGGGGCUGCUGGUAGAGAUGAAGAAACAGGAGGAGAAACUCGAAGAACAGAAGACUCGACUGGAGGAGGCCUCAAAGGCAAAGGAACAUCAGAGCCACUUGAAGAAAACAAGGGAGGGGGAGCCACGGCGACGCCUCAAGUUGGCAGAGGAGCAAACAGAGCAGCUUCAGGAGGCCCGACGGACGUUAAGGGAAAAGGAGGCCAGAGCGGAGGAGCUGGAGCUCCUGCUAACAGAAAUGCGGCAAAGGAGCGAGGAGGAGGCCCGGGAAAAAUCAGAGCGGGAACAGAGGGAAAAGGAGCUGCGAGAAGCUGCCGAAAAAACCUCCCCGCACCAGGAGGAGGUGCUGAAGCUGAAAAGCCUGCUGCGAGAGCGGGAGGAGGAGCUGGACAAAUUGAAGGGCGGGAGCUUGGCGGAAGCUCAGGAGGCUCUGAAAAUGGAAGGCAGAAAGCGAGAGGAGCUACAAGAGGAGCUGAGAGGAGCUCGACAUAUGCUUCAAGAGAUGGAGCUCAAUGUUCACGCUUUGCAGGAUCAGAUCAACGCCAGCCGGGAGAAGGCCAGGCAGGAGAAGGAGCAGCAGGAGGAGACAAUGCAGACGCUUAACAGACUCCUGCAGGAGAGCCGUGAGGAGGAGGAACGUCUGAGGAGCGACGCCACGGAGGAGGACACUGUGAGGUCAGACCAAAACAGGGAAUGGACUGAGGAGGCGAAACAAAGUGAAGAAGAGAGGGCAAAAGUGGACGGGAAGUGCUGUUUGGGUGAAGAACAUCUGAGGAGUGCCACCACGGAGAAGAAGAUUUUGUGGUCUGACCAAGGCAGAAACUGCACGCAAGAGGAAAAGAAGAUUAAGGAAGAGUGUUGGAGGAUGGAAGAGGACGGGAGGUGCGGUUUGAUGGAGGUGGCCAGCCAAAAUAGCUCGAAGAACUUCACGGAGGAGGAGCUGAACAGCAGCCUCAGGAGCUCCAUGAAGAACCUGAAAAUACAAACACAGGCUCAACCGGCAAAGUGGCUCCGGGAAGGGGGCGGGGCCAGAUUGCUGCUACUGCAGAGCCACGUAGCUCAGCUGGAAAUCAAACUAGAGCGCUCCGACGCCAAGAAGGUCCAACUGAAACGACGCAACCGCCACAUCAAGACUAUCAGAGAUGCAAUCGCGCACCAAUCGUGA
Molecule: messenger RNA, 3900 nt
Organism: Nerophis lumbriciformis (worm pipefish)
Lineage: Eukaryota; Metazoa; Chordata; Actinopteri; Syngnathiformes; Syngnathidae
Source: RefSeq, a predicted model, not a curated record